Osmerus eperlanus (European smelt) is the source of this 5180-nucleotide messenger RNA. RefSeq names its product sodium/calcium exchanger 1-like. NCBI's taxonomy places the organism in Eukaryota, Metazoa, Chordata, Actinopteri, Osmeriformes, Osmeridae. Gene Ontology annotation, molecular function: calcium:sodium antiporter activity. Gene Ontology annotation, biological process: calcium ion import across plasma membrane; sodium ion transmembrane transport. Gene Ontology annotation, cellular component: postsynapse; sarcolemma; axon. The transcript is spliced from 4 exons. The record is from RefSeq and is a predicted model, not a curated record. The coding region runs from base 1 to 774 and encodes 257 amino acids.
AUGAUUGUAGCGCUCUCGAUGAACACUGUGGACAAACUGAUCAAGAAGACCAACCUGGCAUUGCUGGUUGGAACUAACAGCUGGAGGGACCAGUUCAUCGAGGCCAUCACUGUCAGCGCUGGUGAGGAUGACGACGACGACGAGUGUGGCGAGGAGAAGCUGCCGUCCUGCUUCGACUACGUCAUGCACUUCCUCACCGUCUUCUGGAAGGUUCUGUUCGCCUUCGUGCCCCCCACCGAUUACUGGAACGGCUGGGCGUGCUUCGUGGUGUCCAUCUGCAUGAUCGGCCUGCUCACCGCCUUCAUAGGGGACCUGGCGUCUCACUUCGGCUGCACCGUGGGGCUCAAGGACUCGGUCACCGCCGUGGUGUUUGUGGCCCUGGGGACCUCCGUUCCCGACACCUUUGCCAGCAAGGUGGCAGCCAUCCAGGACCAGUAUGCAGACGCCUCCAUUGGCAAUGUGACGGGCAGCAAUGCGGUCAACGUGUUCCUGGGCAUCGGCGUGGCCUGGUCCAUCGCUGCCAUCUACCACCAGAGCCAGGGGAGGGAGUUCAAGGUGGACCCCGGCAGCCUGGCCUUCUCCGUCACCCUCUUCACCAUCUUCGCCUUCAUCUGCGUGGGCACGCUCAUGUACCGGCGCCGGCCGGAGAUCGGGGGCGAGCUAGGGGGGCCGCGAACUGCCAAGGUCCUGACCACGAUGCUGUUCUUCAGCCUGUGGCUCUUGUACAUUCUCUUCUCCUCCCUGGAGGCCUACUGCCACGUCCAGGGGUUCUAAACGAACGCACGCACACCCACCCCACACACUGGACGGAGAGAAGGGAGGGAGGAGGAGAGUGGCGUAGAAGAGCCAGGUGCAGCUUCGAGGAGUGGGGAAGAGAAUGCGGAGAUGGAAGGUGGAGGACUUGUGGCUAAACUGUAUUUCUUGUCUUUCAUGUUGCCCCGCCCCUAAUCCGACCCAUUCUUCCCUCCCCCAAUUAAUACGGAUAUUUCUACCCACUCCCCCACCCCCCCCCCCACCCCCUUGUAAUCUUAAAAUAAUAGAACUGGUUUAACAGAGAAGAUGAGCACCCCACGCCCCCCCCCUCCUCCACCCCCUCCCCAGGGCCGGGACAGAGACCCUUUCCCUCAAACGUCCGCUCAACGCUAGCUUUUGUAUGUGUCCUCCUGUCCCACAGGGGGGGCUGUUUGGCAUGUCUCUUAACUACAGCAACCCCCUUCAGAAACAGCAUUGCCCGUUCAGCCAAGACUGAAGCUCGUUUCCAAUUGAAAAACAAAGCAUAAUCGUUCUUGAGUGAAACCCCAAUUAUUAUGAACCUCCCCCAACCGCCAUCUUUAUUAAUGUAAAUGUAUAUGCAUGAACUGAACACCCAAUCGGAAGAGAGGAGACGCAGAUGAUGGUGAUGACUCUGGGAGAAAAGCCUUUUGUCUCUCUGUGUGUGUGUGUGCAUGUGUGUGUGUGUGUGUGUGUAUGUGUGAGAGAAAGUGCCUGGGUUCCCAUUCUCUUCCUUUCACCUCCAGAGAUGACACUCUUUUACCAACAUGCAUGGAUAUGCUUUCGCUAACCCCCACUCACACCUAUCCAAUGCCUUUCCAUGCAUGAGUGGGAGUACACCAGUGUGCACAGGUGAAGGGUAGACAGUUGGAACGCAGUAAAGGUCACGACCUUGUGUGACCUUGGAUCGAACAGCCAAUAGGAAAGCUGCUGGCGCUUUGUUGUUUGACCUUGUUGUAGAACCAAUGCUGAGGACUGAAAUCAAGAAGGUUAACUGUGUUUUUACCUUUAAUAUGUUUGUUUUUGACAACAAAAGACUCGUAUAACGUAAAUAGCGUUUUUUGAAAUACCUGAGCUAGCUAGCCAGAUGUGUCACCACCAGGCUUGAAUAAUGGUUGCAUCCUAACACAGACAUAAGCAGUUCCUUACAGUUGACUGAUUGGCUACCAGUUUCCUAACAGCCUCUCUCAUUGGUUCUCUCCCCCCCCCCCCCCCCUGUGAGUCCAAGAAACUCCCAGACUGCUCAGUGUAUCAGUUUCAACCCUAAAGGGCUUUGCAAUCAACUCUUUACCCCCUAACCUCUAACCAUGGUGAUCGUUUUUCUAUCCAACAUGCCCCAUUUCCAGCCCCCACACCAAUUCCUCAGCCUCUCAAUGAGGCCGUUUCUUUCCUUCUCGUCCUCAUUUGAAAAAUGUUGGGAUUUCAGGUCCUAAACAUGGUCUUAACCCGGGAGGCGUCAAGCAUAGUGGUGGUUAGAUAUGUAGAUUUAGAGGGUUUCUACACUUCACUGGCCCUGUAGGGAUAUUUUAUUGAGGGUCAAAGUUCAAAUCCUCUGGCUGUGUAUAUCCUGAGGUGACGGAUAGUUCUGUUUUAACGAUGCAACCUUGAUAAUCUGCCAAUCAUGAGACCACAGAAAGGUUUACAUUUCAAGACUGUUACUACUAGUCAAGAUCAGCUAAAUCAGAGAUGCCUGUGCUUUUGGGUGUGACUGAGAGUGUGUGUGUGUGUGUGUGCGCAUUAGGGCGUGUGUGUGUGUCUGAGCAUGUGAGCAUGUGAGUGUGUUUGGGGGAAAGACAGACGGCCUGAAUAAUUCAGACGGGCUUGGUUCAAUUUUUAACAAGAUUGGUACUGUAUGCUGAAUGACCCAGAAUUUCCUGCUGAUUUUGUUUUAUACAUUAUACUUGAUGUGUAACUUAAUGUAAUGAAGUAAAUGUUUAACCUAGAGGUAGUUGUACUGGUUUAGGUCAAUUUGAACAUGACAAAAUGUUUAGUUCUCUUGUCAUUUACACUACAAACUCCCCACAAAGUUUUGGAUCAAGCUUCUGGGUGGUUGUACCAGGGGUUGUAGGGUUUAACGAUAAUGAUUUAUAUGGAACUCAUAAUACCGUUUACCCCUUCUUUUGCCAAAGGGAACCAUUUCUAAGGGAAACUCCAGGUUGCCUCAGACAGAGAUGUGGGUUUUCUAACCAAGCGAUGUUUCGUAAUGACAACCAAAAACAAGGUUUGUCCGUGGGUCUGAGAUUUUGUUUCAGUCCAGAGCGUAACCUUUCUAAAGCAGUUUGUAUCUGGCGCGCACCACGCCUUGAGCUGGGGCCUGGGGUUCACCCUGGGCUGUCCUCACCUGAGACCUGCUCACAAACCAAUGACAAGGGUCACACCAAUCCCCAGGGCCUUACCUUAGCGUACUGGAGGAAGUGGAUGCACAAGUACAAAAGGUGUUGGUCUUAGGGUUUGGUUUAGGAUUGGAAAACGUCAAUUUUAUGGUGGGUUGAAUGGGGUUUGUAGUAGAGGUAGAUGAAGAAAAUGAAUAUUUCCCAAAACCUAGAAGAGUAGCUUUAUAUCUUCUAGUUCUUUCUGGGGCAGGACUGGGGUUUCCAAGUGAAGGAGAAACAUGGCACUGGUUCCCAUGUUUUGUUUGAAAACGACAGUUGUUGGGAGUGUGCUGACAACGACCCAGCCCAACACUCGCUCCAACUGCACUCGGACCGGAAAAGAAACGUUACCAUGACGUCUACAAUAAAAAUAAAAAAUAAAAACAGAGUGAACUGACGACCUAACAAAAAAAAAAAAAAAAAAAAAAAAAAAAGAGGAGAAGAGGGAGAAUGUUAACAGCUUAAUAUAAAAACUAAAAACAUGUGAAGUACAGCCAUACAUUGUGUCCUGGUGCAGAGAAGCUACGGGACUUCGCCCUGCCCAGCAUGUGUAUCUAUGGUGUGUGUGUUCGUCUGCACCUUCUAACCUGUGCAGCAGCCGUUCUCUCUCUGUGACCUCACCCCUCUCCCUCGCCCCUCUCCCUCGCCCCUCUUCCUCGCCCCUCUCCCCACAACCGCCAUCGUGCCCCCCCUUUCCUCCCCUUCCCACAAACUCCCUGUUCCUCCCCUAUGCCAUGUCCAUAUUUGGGAAUGUUGAUGUGCUACUUGUUCACACUGUGCAUGGAUGAUGACAUGUCUGUAUAUAGUUAGCAGUAUCCCAUUCGUUAAUGUCGACGGAGGGUUGAAUGUUGUAUAGAUUUGGACUUUUUUAUUAUUAUUUGUUUAACCUAAGUAGGACCUACAUUUGUUUUAGGUUUGUGUCAUUUGAAUGACGUCCUUUUGGUAACUUGCACAUGAUUCCAUUUUAUGAAGAAAAGGCAAUAUCUGAUGUUGUUGAAUGCAGCAGAGAGCUUAAAGAGUUACGUAUCUUAUGAACAUGGGAGAGUUGCAUGGGUAUUUGUACAGACAACACUGCUUGCUUCUAUUGACCUGGUUGUGUUAUUUGACAGGUGUAAGAGAAAUAUGUACAUCAAAGGCUAUUUUGUCAUUGAAGAGAUCAUAUGUAUAUACUGUACAUUGUUAACAGUGAGAGGUCGUACCCUCCACGCUAUCUUAGAGAAUUCUACAUAUUUAUUUAAAAGAGAAACCUCACUACACUCAAGAAUGACAAAUAUUGCCUUUUUGGAGAAGCCUAGUUUCUAGUUUUGCUUGGAGCUUGUUCUUCUAUAUAGCUUCUCUCUCUGUCCUCUCUGUGCUGUGUGGUGUUCAGACUGCUAUCUGCCCGGUGGUUCUCCUUCACUUGGGGUGGGGUGUCUAUCGUGUCCAACAUGCUGCAUCUCACUCUCCCUGGAUCAGAUGCCUCAGUCUUGUCUGUGUGGAUGGCUGUCUCUCCGUCUAUCUUUCUGCUUGUCUGUCUGUCUGUCUCUGUCAGUGGAUAGUAUGCCAUAUUACCAGUCUGUCUGUAUGACUUUCUUUCUGUCUGCCUGCAGUAGAGGCUCAUCACAUCCGUUGUCGGACUCCACCCCCGACCUCUGACCCCGCAGCUUAGAGGGAGGGCUUCUUUCUUUCAGGGUUCGAAUAUCAAUUAAUCUCUUACUCAUGUAGUCUUUCUCUUUUCUCAGACUCUCUCUUUUUUUCCCAGUUCUCUGCUUGUCCUCCGUUUUCCUCUCUCUCCACGGCCCUCCUCCCUCUCUACUGUCUGUUUAGACUCUUUCACAGGGUUUAGUUUGCUAUUUGUUUUGUCUUUUGUUGGGUUUAUUGAUUUUGUUCAAUUAAUGAUGAUGAUUUUUGUUUUUCUUAUUUUGUUGAUGUCCUCUGUGUUUAAAUUUUCUUUGUGUUGCACACAGACUAAUAAGAAGGAAGUACACUAACUGUGAUUGCGCUACAUGGUACUCUUCUGACACAGAAAAUAAAGUUUGGGAUACCCUGUUUCAAAGA